This is a messenger RNA of Planococcus citri (citrus mealybug), 3962 nucleotides long. RefSeq names its product tyrosine-protein kinase hopscotch (gene hop). Gene Ontology annotation, molecular function: cytokine receptor binding; non-membrane spanning protein tyrosine kinase activity; ATP binding. The record is from RefSeq and is a predicted model, not a curated record. Gene Ontology annotation, cellular component: cytoskeleton; membrane; cytosol. The coding region runs from base 183 to 3527 and encodes 1114 amino acids. Gene Ontology annotation, biological process: cytokine-mediated signaling pathway; protein phosphorylation; cell surface receptor signaling pathway via JAK-STAT. Lineage: Eukaryota; Metazoa; Arthropoda; Insecta; Hemiptera; Pseudococcidae. The transcript is spliced from 17 exons.
UAUUUAUGUUUGCUUGACUAUUUUUCUCAUUUUCUGCUUAUUUAUGCGAUUAUAAUUUCAGUGAUCGAUUCUACGUAAAUUUUUAUAAAUAGCUGAAAAGUGUUGCGCGAUAAUUAUCGCAUCGUGAUCUGCAGCGUUACAAUAAUGAAAAGGUGAUCCGAAUUUCCACUCCGUCCGCCGCCAUGAACACGGUAAACGUUGAAACACAUUCGUCCAAUUUCAAGAUAAACACUGAUUCGAAAACAACAGCCGAAGAUUUGAUCAUAGAAACAUGUAAAAAUUUAAAAAUCGGUCCCGUCGCUCGACAUUUAUUCGCUGUACGUAUCAAAGCUAAAUCGAUAUGGCUACACUUGAGCGCCAACAUCGAAGGAAUACCGUACAAAGAUUUCGAAUUCCGUAUGCGGUUCGCUGUUCCUGAUAUGAAUCGUUUACAAGAUAUCGACCCGAACGCUUAUAAUUUCUGUUACAAUCAAAUCAAAUAUGGUAUUCUACGUAACCAGUUCCCCAAACAGAUUUACAGAAAGUUUAAGAACGAAAUUUUCGGCCUAAGUGUGUUGAAUAUGUUUCUCGCUAUCAUCGAAGACGGUCUGUCCAAAGAAGACGUCAUUAACGACUAUCAAAAAUAUGUACCUCCGGUUGUUCUAAAACAGCAUCUUUUCUUCGUCAAGAAACCAUUGAUAAAGGCUUUGAACGAACUCGGACAGAAUAAGUCGAAUUACGAUGCGUUCUAUGUGAAAAGUGGUUACCUCGAUCAAUUCAAUAAAAUUGUUCCUAAUUAUCUAAAUGAAAGUUAUAGAGCUUUUGUUAACGGCGAAGAUAAACUAGAAGCGGUGCAAAUCACUGUUGACCCUUUUCACGAUGUUUAUCCUGGGAUUAGUAUGAAAUACGAUACUAGAGACGAAAUCGAACAUGUUUGCUCAAUUGACGAUUUAUGCUACUUAAAUAUACGUAAAGAAGGAACUAUUGAGAUAUCACGUAAAAAUGGAAUCCCAUUGUAUUUGCAAUUUCAUCCAAUAUCCGAAAUGAUGUCAUUCGUUUCGUUACUCGAUGGAUAUUACAGAUUAAUGGUGAAAUGGAUAUUUAAUCUUUGUCGUGAUAUACCAACUCCAUCUUUACUAAAAUUACAACCCUUAAAAUGUCACGGACCUAUUAGUGGCGAAUUCGCUUACCGUAAACUGGAGGAAAAACGUAGCAAUAAAAUUGGCUGUUUUAUUUUGAGGGAGAGUGAUCUAGAAUACGAUACGUACUUCAUCGACGUUUGUACCAAAGCGAGCACCAAACCAGUCACGUAUAAAAUCGAAAUGACCAAUAACAAGCAAUACAGACUGUGUAGUAGUAAAACCACCUACGCUUCUAUACCAGCUAUCAUCGCUGCUCAUAAAACCGAACAAGCAGAUUUUAUACUUCGCGAGUGCUUGCCACCGUCUGAAUUUGAUCAAUCGAAUUUAUUAAUAUGUCAGACUGAAAGAUGCGCCUAUGCUCAAAAAUCUCUCAGUAAGAAUGAGUUACCAAAGACCAUGCCGUUGUGUAUUGAUACGAGAACCUUGAUGUAUUUUAAAAAUAAACCCAAAGAAGGAAGAAAUCAAUUCACUACCGUUUACCGAGCUAUUUGGACAACCGAUAAUACGAAGAAAAACGUCGCCAUGAAAGUAUUAAGGGAAAGCUAUAAAGAUAAAUAUUUACAAGAAUUUCUUUCGUUAACCAAUCGUUGGGCUUUUGUUACCUCGAACGCAGUUGUUAAAUUUUUCGGACUUACGUUAUCGAAUCCCAUUUCAAUGGUCACCGAGUAUUUACCGAUGGGACAAUUAGACCAUUAUUUAGAAAACGCAGAUAGUCGUCUACCUAUCAAAGAAGUCGAUUUAGUCGAAGCUGCUACGUAUUUAGCAAACGCCUUGUGGUAUCUGGAAGAAGCUGGUUUCGUUCAUGGAAACAUCAGAUGUCGUAAAGUAUUAGUAUCCUCCCAUACGGAGAAUUCAUUCGCUGUUAAAUUAUCCGAUCCUGGAUUGCAUGAAAACUACACCGAUGCCGAUUUACACUGGAUCCCUCCAGAGCACCAAAAUAAUAACAUGAACGAAGCCCGAAACUCUGUAGCGGCCGAUGUUUGGGCUUUUGGAACGACCCUUUGGGAAAUUUUCAGCUACGGUAAAUCGCCUCCUUUGGCCGAACCCAGCGUUAUCAGAAAGUUUUACAAAAGCGGUAAAAUGCUUCCUCAGCCAAUUGGGUGUCCUGAUACCGUAUAUUACGUAAUGAAAGAAUGUUGGAACAACGAAACCGAUCAUCGUAAAAGACCACAGGCGGUUAUGCGUGAUAUUAAUCAGGUUCUUUAUCAAGUAUACAACGCACGACAACGUCAUUCGUAUACUACGAUCACUCCAUCUUUCGAUAGUCAGCAAGAUAAUGUUUCGAAUAAAUCAAAAGAAAGCGACGAUUUGAGUUCUAGUUUAUUCUCCGAGCUUACAGUGACCACGUUUGUAGACGACGGAGAAGAAAGAUGUUCGGCUGAUUUAUUCCAUAUGAAUGGUAAUACCACUUCCGAUUUGAUGUUCCCGAUGAAAAGCUCUCCGCAGACUUACAAACGAAUCGAGAACUCAUCCCGAACAAAUUCAGUGUUGUCGAUAUUUAGUCAAACCGAGUACAGUCUUGGAGAUAAUGCUAUUUCCAGCAUACAGAGUAUUUUUGAACUGGAUCGUGAAUGGCAGCUGAUUCUGAACGGACGUAUUGGAGAAGGAUUUCACGGUGAAGUAUUUAAAGGAAUGCUACAACAUUGGCAUGCUGAAGAAGACGCCCAGAAAGUUGCUGUAAAGAAAUUGAAAACGCACACUUUAACACGUGACAGACUCGCUGACUUCGAUAGAGAAAUUUCUAUCAUGAAGAAAUUGGAUCAUCCAAACAUAGUCAAGAUUAAAGGUAUUAUUAGAGAUCCAGAACUAUGUCUGGUUUUAGAAUACAUCGAUCACGGAUCAUUGCGGUGCUACUUAAAUAUAAAUCGUGAUCGAUUGGGUACCCUUCGUUUACUUAAAUUCGCUCUAGAUGUAGCUUUGGGUAUGGCUUACCUGAGCGAGAAGAAAAUCGUGCAUCGUGAUCUAGCUGCUCGCAAUAUUCUAGUAGUGAACGAUACCCACGUGAAAAUAUCGGAUUUCGGUCUGGCUCAGUUCAUCGGUAACAAUAAUUACUACCAGUUCAAAACCGAACGACAUUUGCCGAUAGAAUGGUACGCUCCGGAAUCAAUACAGUACGGUAAAUUCUCUCCUCAAUCGGACGUAUGGUCUUACGGUGUCACCUUAUACGAGAUGUUUACCCACGGAGAAGAUCCUCGAUUACCGAUCGAUCAACAGUCUGUUGAUGACAUGUUGAACGCCCUUAAAAACGAUAUUCGACUAGAGUGUCCACCUGACUGCCCUUCUCACGUGUAUUCCAACAUAAUGCGAGAAUGCUGGCAUUACGAAGCGGCUAAAAGGCCGACUUUUCAAACUCUUAGUAAAACGAUCGAAGAGCUUUUCCGUCCUGAUACCGAUGCACCAAAGUAAAGUCUAGGUAAUUUGUAGAAAAAUGUAUUUUUAUGGGUUUUAUUUCGUUAAUGUAUUUUGUAUUUGUAAAUUGUUUGUAAUCGAUUGGUUUCUUUGAGCUUAUUUGUUAAUUCGAGUUUUAAAAUGUGUAUUAUUGUGAACCGUGUGAAUUUGACGGUCAUGUGAUAGUAUUUUAGAUUAUAAUGGAUUUGAUACGUUGUUAUUUUUAUUGUAUCUUGCAGUCCCGUUACCCUACUUAUUUUCCCCUUUCUCAUCAUUGUAACAAAGUAGAUAAUACGUAGUGUUCUUGUUUGCCUGUAUGUCUCUCUCUCUCUGUACCCCUUUUGCGGCGUGUUUUAUGUAUCAAUAACAUGUGCAUUUUUGUGAGUGCCAUUUUUAUAUAAUUUCGUUGAAAAUUGUGUGUUUUUAUUUUAAAUUAAAAAAAUUGAAAAAAUA